Lutzomyia longipalpis is the source of this 484-nucleotide messenger RNA. RefSeq lists its product as uncharacterized. Lineage: Eukaryota; Metazoa; Arthropoda; Insecta; Diptera; Psychodidae. The record is from RefSeq and is a predicted model, not a curated record. The transcript is spliced from 2 exons. Bases 96 to 389 code for a protein of 97 amino acids.
ACUUGUCAAAGUAGCGGAAAUUGGUUAGAAUUUUAAAAAUUCACCACGCAGAAUUUUUCCCAAAAAAAUUAUUAUUUUUUCAAUAAAAUUAAUAAAUGGAUCCGCGGAUUGAUAGCUCCAAGUGGAAGCCCCGUCAAACCCGUGGAACUCCAUCCUACAGAUACCGCAGCUACUUUGCCCUCGGCGUCCUGGCAGUUGGUCUUGCAACUGGAUUGUUCGCAGUUUUAAAUCCCCGCUUCUCGAAAUAUUACGAAAUUAUCGAACCAAAGUUGCGGAAUACGGAAGAAGAUUACGACCAGAGAGCUCUCCUGGGAUUCGUGGCGCAGAAGACAGAGAAGCAGCUGAAGGAGGUCAUUGAGUUGCAGAAGAAGAUGCUGAGUGACCGAUAAGAUGGACAAGAAGAGAGAUAAAUUCGCAAAACUCCGGUCAAAAAAAAUUAGCAAAAUGUAGGAGAAAAGUGAAAUACAUAAAUAGUUCUUUAAUA